GUGAUCCAAUUUUAAUCAAUAGGUUUACAUUUCUGAUGUUGUUAAUGUUUCUUUAAUAUGUCCUACUCAAAUCAAUCACAGACAAACAUCACUGUUGAACUGCAGUAUCAGGGGUUUCUGGAAAUAGUGUUCUUUACCAUUCUGACUACAGUGACAUGUUGUGUGUUUCUCUUCAUUAAUGUGACCUUGUUAUUCACCUUGAGGAGUAAACCAGUGUUUUGUGAGACCUCUCGUUACAUUCUGCUGUUUAACCUCCUUCUUGCAGACACAGUCCAGAUGGCAGAGGGUCAGUUAAUGUACAUAAUCGCUGCUUGUAAAAUAACAAUGACAUAUCCUUUGUGUGGCUUUCUCAACAUGCUUGGUUAUCUCACAAAUGAAAUCUCUCCUCUCACACUGGUGGUGAUGUGUCUGGAGAGAUUUGUAGCUGUGUGUUACCCACUGAGGCACGCUGCCAUCAUCACCGUCAGAAACACAGGGGUGGCUGUUUGUGUUGUUUGGGCCUUCAGUUCACUCAGUGUUUUUAUCCAAGUUCUUCUAAUGUUAAAAUUUCCAUUUGCAGAGCUGGAGAGUCUGCAGAUGAAUGAUUUUUGUGGCAAAGACCAUAUGAUGCUUGAUCCAGUAGCUGCUGAUUUUGAGAAAGUCUACACUUGUUUUCUGUUUGUAUUAGCUGGUGUAGUAACCAUUUCCUCCUAUAUUGGUGUGAUGAUAGCAGCCAGGUCGGCCUCCACAGACAAAGCUUCAGCCCGUAAGGCUCGUAACACACUGCUGCUGCAUCUGGUGCAGCUGGGCCUCAGUCUCUCCUCAACUCUAUACAAUCCAUUGCUUAUCGUUAUCUUUGAAAACCUCGACAGGCUCAUGUUUUUGCGCAUCCAGAAUAUUAUUUACAUUUGUACAAUCAUGUUUCCCAGAUGUCUGAGUGCUCUCAUCUAUGGUCUCAGAGACCAGACCAUCAGACCCGUCCUCAUGUACAAUCUCUGCUGUCAGAGAUUCUCACCUUUGCUCUCAGUCUUCCAAACCAAAGCUAAAAUCAGCAAACUUGUCACUUAA
This is a messenger RNA of Micropterus salmoides (largemouth bass), 1047 nucleotides long. Its product is annotated as odorant receptor 131-2-like. Gene Ontology annotation, biological process: G protein-coupled receptor signaling pathway. Gene Ontology annotation, molecular function: G protein-coupled receptor activity. Bases 58 to 1047 code for a protein of 329 amino acids. Gene Ontology annotation, cellular component: membrane. The record is from RefSeq and is a predicted model, not a curated record. The transcript has a single exon. NCBI's taxonomy places the organism in Eukaryota, Metazoa, Chordata, Actinopteri, Centrarchiformes, Centrarchidae.